This is a messenger RNA of Octopus bimaculoides (California two-spot octopus), 7042 nucleotides long. RefSeq lists its product as uncharacterized. NCBI's taxonomy places the organism in Eukaryota, Metazoa, Mollusca, Cephalopoda, Octopoda, Octopodidae. Gene Ontology annotation, molecular function: microtubule binding. Gene Ontology annotation, cellular component: cilium; microtubule. The record is from RefSeq and is a predicted model, not a curated record. Gene Ontology annotation, biological process: cilium assembly.
ACGGGGACAAGUAUUCAUACGUAACCGUACGUAACCUUCGCAACGCUAAUAACAAACAGGAGGCGUAAACACUGGUUAUGAGAUGAAAUGUUUUGCCGGGUGUAGGCAGUCUUUUACGAACUGAUGUAUCGUGAGUGUCGGUUUAUAGAUGUGUCUCAGUUGAAGUCAAGGAAUUUAUAUUGAAAAUCAAGCACUAUUUUGGAAAGACAAUUAACUCUAUGCCACUAAACCACAAGCAAAACUCACAUUCUGCAAUGACUGUUGUAGCUAACCAACCGAUGAAAGAUAACAAGAAGAGGCUUCAAUCACUUGCCAAUCAAGCGAACACCCAAAAAACUGUUCAGAAGAAGAAAAAUCAUUCUCAGAAGAGUAGUAAUGGAAAUUUGAAAAGUGAACAUCCAUAUGCUGAAUCUAUUAUUGUGAGUCAGUCCCAGUUGAAAGAAAUAUUGAAAUCAGUAGGGAAAAUACCUUCUUCUACAGUUGUACCCAAAAAUAACCAGUCGCAAAAUUUACCCCGUAGUACGGAUGAAAUCUCCAAGAAGCCAAGCAAAACUGAUCAACAAAAGCAAAGCCCCAAUAAAGAAAUGUAUAUUCACCAUGAAGUGCAAGCGAAAUUCAGCCGACCAGACUAUAGUCCAAAGAACUUUGUUAAAAGUGAACCAGUUCUAGCAAAACCAAAUAAGGAUCAACAGUCUACACAAUGUGCAGAGAAACCUGUUCUGUUAACACUUGCAGAAAGAAAGAAGCAGCAAUGGUUAAAAGAGAAAGCUGAACAAAUAACUCCAUAUGACCCCUGGGGCAGACCUGGUGCUGGAGCUCCAAAAGUUAAUCCAAAAGGUCAAAUUAUAACAUCAUACAAAAAUACUACAGUCCAGAGUUAUGACCUUGAAGAUAACCUAAAUCGAAUAGAGAUGCCAUCUGAGAAAAGUGGUCAACAAGCAGGCUUUGAUGAGAAAAUAACUGGAGAAAGAAGUGAAGCUACUACUACUGCUACCACCACCACCACCACCACCACUACUACUAACAAUGAAGGGGUUGCAACUAAUCCUGGUGAUAACAGAAGGAAAAUGUCACAGCAGCCUUUACCUGCUGCCAUGAGAGAUAAUUUGUUUAUUGGCCAAAAAGAUGGUCAAAAUUAUGAAGAUAGCCAAAGAAGAGAGCAACUGAAUUCUCUGGAAGAAUUAGAUCAGAAAAAAGAAGAGAAAAGCCCCAGAAUACUCCAUGAAGCAGGAAAACACCAACAAGCAGAAUCCAGCAGGAUAGAAUCUCCACCUGAGAGCUCAAGAAUACAUAAGUCUCAUCUGCGAGGGGCCCUUACCAUUCACACGGAUCCAAUCACUCAGCAACAGCUUGAAGAGAAAAAACGCAAAAAUCAAGAGCUAAUGUUGGAACUGAAAGCCCAGAUUGAUGAACAGAAGAAAGCCAAAGAACUACAGUGGAAACAGAAGCAGCUGGAAGAUGCUGAGGCUGAACGAAAGAUGCUGGAAGAGCAGAAGAUAUUACAAAAGCUUCAUGAAACGGAGAUUCAGUUGGAGAAAAAGAAAAAGGAAGCCCAGGAAAUACAUUUCCAGCAAUUAGCAGCAAACAUUGAGCUAGCACGAGAGGCAGCUAUUAAAGAGAAAAAACUGAAGAGACUGCAACAUCUUGAGAAAAAUGGACAUGACACAAGGCAGCUGAAGAAGGAUUUUGAGAGAAACUUUAACACUUCAUCAUCCCACUCAAAUUAUGAGAUAGAUCAGUUCGCAUCAGGAACAUCAAUUUCGGAAGACAAGCACACACCUAAGAAAUUACCAAAGUCAACUGCUGAGCAGUUUCCAGAAUCACAAUUUCAAAAAGUUUCUCUCAACGGUGUUUCUCAAACUGGCAACUUCCCCAUUUCAUCACAAUCAAAUUAUGAUUCAAAUCAGUUGCUGUUAGGGACAACUAUUUCGGAACAUAAGCAGAGCCCCAAGAUAUUGAUGAAAACAGUUUCUGCGCAGCUUCCAGAAACACAAUCUCAAAAGGUUUAUCUGAACUGUGCUUCUCAAACAGAUGGCAUUUAUGGAGGAGACAAGAAGAGUUUGUACCACUUGAUUAAUGGAGAAAGUGGAUACCUGUAUGAUGAUGAUGAUGACGAUGAUGAGGUGUUUAUUGCUACUGCUGCUGCUGAUGUUGGUGAGACGAAGAAGAAGUUUCCCUCUGAGCUAAAGCUUGAUAAUCACAAUGAGAUGAUGAGAACAAUCAAACCUACAAAUAAAAGAAGGCAGGGACUCCAAAGUAUCACUGGCUCAAAACCAACUAAAUCUUCAAAUCAGCUACCCCUUCUUCAAAGAAAGUCAAAGAAAAAUAUCACAAGCAGAAAGCUUCAAACUCCAACUUGGGAAACAGAUGGUUCCAAUGAUCAGCUUGUAGAUUACAACACUUCAAACAUUCUUAGACAGUCUUGCAGCGAAUCACACGACCCAGUUACAAUUAAGGCUGGUGACGAAUUUAAUGGACCACCGUCUCCUCGUGUGUCAAGACUAAGAAACAAACGAACACAGCCACCACCAUCAAGAACAACCAAAACAGAAACAACAACAAAACCAACAGCAAGAACUAAAUCAACAACAUCACCGCUGAAAAGUGUUUUUCAGAAAAAGGCACCAGUAAGAUUUUCACGACACCAUAGUUCCCCUCCUAUGCCAACGUCUAACAGGAAAUUGCAAACUAACAAACAAAAUACCAAAACGAAUUCAAACGUUGAAGUCAAUAAAUACAAUUACGAUGAUUAUAAACGGGUACCACAACAGCCACAACCAUUACUUAAAGCAAAAAAAUAUUCAGAUAACUCCCCAUUGCAGGGUCCAGUGAAAGAAGGAGAUUUUAUACCUUUCACUCGUACAUCAGAAGUAUUGGACCCAGCCGGUGCUCUUAGUCCAUUGCCCAUAUCUCGUGAGCAAUCAGCUGUAUUGCGUGGUCGAGACAGGUACCGCAAAGGGAAUGAUCCAGCAAACUGCGGGAGCCCUGCUCCACAUUUCACUGAUAACUCCAGUGAUCUUCUUGAAAGAUCUUCAAACAUGCAGGAUUUACAAGACAGGAAGCCUGUUGACCAGCUCUCCUCAACGGCUGCUCAAGAAGCCUUUUUGAAAGAACUGUCUGCACUAAGAAAGAAACUGAAGCAAAUGGAGUUAGAAUCAAGUACAGUACUUUUGAAAACAACUUACCAAUCUAGUCUGAAUAAUCGCUAAAUAAUUACUUUGUUCUAGAAACAUGUUCCAAGCAUUAUCACUUAGUCUUGUACAUGUAAACACUACAGAUGUUGUCAUAGCUCUACAUUUGUCAUUGCAGUCUUACAUUUGUCAAUAUUAAUGAUGUCAUCAUUGCCUUACAUUUGCCAGCACUAUUGACAUUAAUUACGUUGACAGUAAGCGUUAACAGAUCUAAGGCUUUGAUGACAGUAUCGUCAAAGCCUUACAUAUGUCAAUACUAUUGACAUCAACAUAAACCUGACACCUGUCAACACUUGAUGUCAUCCUAGUCUUACACCUGUCAAUACACUCAUCCAGUGUCAACAAGGAGGCCUCUAUUUGGUCAUUUGACUUGCUGAAGAUGGCAGCCAAAUAUCCUUUAGAUCACAUCCCACUACCUUUAAAAAGUAGAUACACAUUGGAUAAUGUACUCCUAGGUAUAUUUCUGACAAAAAAAAGAUAGGAUAGUCUAGGUUGGAAGGUAAUCUGGAGUGACCUGGGGUUAAACAGUAACUAGUAUCAUUGCAGCUUUGCCUCAAUUAAACAGUAUAAAUGUUACCAUAACUUUACAUGUCAUCAAAGCCUUACACAUAUCUAACAGUUUUACAUCACCGAGAUUAUAAUAGCUUUACAUCUGUUAAUACUGUAGAUGUUAUAGUCUUCCAUUUGUCAAGGCUACAAAUAUCAUCAUUGCAUAGCAUCUGUUCAUAUUACAGAUGUCAUCAUAGACUCACAUUUGUCAAUACUACAAGAUGUCAUCAUAGCCUUGAAUCUGUCAACAUUACAGACGUUAUUGUAGUCUUAUCCUAGCUUACUUUAUCAUAGUCUUAUCCUAGCUUACAUAGAGGGGACAAACAAGGACAGACAAAGGGAUUAAGUUGAUUACAUUGACCCUAGUGCAUAACUGGUACUUAUUUAAUCGACCCCAAAAGGAUGAAAGGCAAAGUCAACCUUGGUGGAAUUUGAACUCAGAGCAUAACGGCACACAAAAUACGGCUAAGCAUUUCGUCUGGCAUGCUAACAAUUCAGCCAGCUCACUGCCUUUCAUAGCUUACUGUAUUAAGCUGCAGUAACGCUCACCCUUGAUAACUCUUCCUUUUCAUCUCUUGUGGGGAGUCAGUAAAAUGAACACCAUUGUCAAUUUAUUUGACCUUGCCUUAACCCCUCUGAAACUGACCUUUCGUCUAAGUAAGAAAAUUAAUAUUAUUACAACUGUUAAGGUGGCAAGCUGACAGAGUAGUUAGCACAUUGGACAGAAUGCUGUUAGGCAUUUUAUCUGCCUUCAUUUUCUGAGUCCAAAUUCCACCAAGGUCGACUUUGCCUUUCAUCUCUUUGGAGCCAAUAAAAUUAAUGACCACUGGGAUUGAUACAAUCACCUAACCCUCACUCCCCACUUCCCCAAAAUUUCAGGCCUUGUGCCUAUAGUAGAAGGAUUAUUAUUUACUUAUAUUAAUUGAGACCUUGUAUUAAUUAACAUUAUAAAACAUCAUUAGUAUUAUAAAUAGUCUAACUGCAGUGGAGAUGGGGGGGGGAAGAGUUUCGGGGGAGUUUCCACUUCUAUUUAUGGUAAGUACUAUAUCCCUACCCCAUCAUUACAUGUUGCGUUGGUCUAGUUUGCCACAUGUGCAUCACUUUCAGUCAUUAUGCACAGCAUAUUUGCACCUUCCCCUCGUAUCAUUAUACACUGUGUUGGUUUGAUUUAUCACACAUGUAUCACCCCCCACCCACCCUUCAUAAUAUGUAUGUACCCAUCAUCAUCAUCAUCAUCAUCAUCAUCAUCAUCAUCAUCAUUUAAUGUCUGCCUUCCAUGCUGGCAUGGGUUGGAUGGUUUGACAGGAGCCGACCAGGUAGAAGACUACACCUGGCUAAUGUGUCUGUUUUUGGCAUGGUUUUUUACAGCUGGAUGCCCUUCCUAACACCAAUGUGUAAUGAUGUGUAGAAAAGGUGCAAAUAUACUGUGCAUGAUGACUGGAAGUGAUGCACAUGUGGCAAACUAGACCAACGCAACAUGCAAUGAUGGGGUAGAGAUAUAGUACUUAGAAGUGAAAACUCACCCCAUCUCCAUAUGAUACAGCUAUGCAGUUUGAUCAUCAUGCAGUUUGAUCAUCAUGCAGUUUGAUCAUCAUGCAGUUUGAUCAUCAUGCAGUUUGAUCAUCAUGCAGUUUGAUCAUCAUGCAGUUUGAUCAUCAUGCAGUUUGAUCAUCAUGCAGUUUGAUCAUCAUGCAGUUAGAUCAUCAUGCAGUUAGAUCAUCAUGCAGUUAGAUCAUCAUGCAGUUAGAUCAUCAUGCAGUUAGAUCAUCAUGCAGUUUGAUCAUCAUGCAGUUUGAUCAUCAUGCAGUUUGAUCAUCAUGCAGUUAGAUCUAUUGCAGUUAGAUCAUCAUGUAUCCUUAAUUGCCACUUGUGCAUUAAUUUGUUCUAGCCAUCAUGUGUACUAUACUUAUAUUUUCCCCUUCUCAUUGUUACAUAUUACAUAUCCCCAGCAGCUUACAUGUGCACUAGUUACCGCCUGAUAACAUACGUACGUCAUUUACACUUGUGUUUCCCCAUCUAUUUUCCCCUGUACCCAACUAUCACAUCCCAUAAAAAUAUAUGCUCCAUCAGUGGUUUGUUAGCAAGCUGGGUAAAAUGUUUAGCGACAUUUUAUCUGUCUUUAUGUUCUGAGUUCAAAUUCCAACCGAAUUUGACUUCACCCUUCAUCCUUUUGGGGGUCAAUAAAAUAAGUACUGACUGAGCACUUGAUGGGGUUGAUUUAUAAUUGACUUACCCACCGUUCUGAACUUGCUGGCCCUGUGCCAAAAUUUGAAACCAAUAUUUUAACACAGUUAUGUAAAACAAAAGAAUCUCCCAGUAACUCUUUUAUUAGGUUACUGAGUACAGAAAAAAAAAAAAGGACAUUAUUGACUAAAAAAACAAAAAAAGUGACUCACUUUAACGAGAACCUUGUGUCUGGCAACUACGGCACUACACCCUACCACAAUUUUCCCAGACCCCAGCGGUGGGGCAUAUGCCCCACGUUAAGAAUCACUGAUUUACACCUUCCCCUUUCCAAUGUUACACAUGUAUGUAACCUCAAUAGCCACAUGUUUAUUCAUUAGAUUUGGUCAUUUGUACCAUACUUACAUUUCCCCCUUCCCAUCAUUACAUAUUAUGUAACCUCAGACAGCCACAUGUGUAUUAAUUACCUCUAGUCAUCACAUGUAGUAUAUACAUACACAUGUUCAAAAGACUGUCCAGAUAUUUAGGCUCACAACACACCAUCUUCAGCUCCGUGUGUCUUUUGAUGUUUCGGUAUCUGUUCCCAUGACAACACUUUGCCAAAUUAAGAUAAAUUGCAUCUGUCCUAAUUGUGGAUGACCUUCCUUUUUUUUUGGUUUUUUUUUUUUGUAUAUCUAGGACACAAUGUCCAAUGUGUUCUUCCCUUUUUUAAAAAAUGGUAGAGUAUGUUUAAGUGAGAUUUUUGCUUUGCUGCUAUUUCUAGCAGAUCAAGAGACUGCAUAGAGGCAAAUCAGCUGACUGUGGCCUUUCUUUGCCUUCAGCCUGAGUCCUUCAUAUACAUGUGCCAAACCUACAAUGAUGGGAUUACCUUACUGUUCUUUCUGGAGUUUGCUGAUCACAGCUCUGUUAUCCUUCUCCUUUGAGAUAUAGAAUAAACUGGAUUACUGUAAUCUAUGCACUACAAUAAUACUAGAAAGUUUGAUCAGUAAAACAAAGAAAUAAUCUUAUGAAAAUCUGUCAAACAUUAUUUAAAAUUUCACAUAAAAUUUUAUCAACGAAGAAUUGAACAUUUUUAUGUAUGUAAAUAUAUUUUUAAAAAAUUAAAUACUUUCAAUAUU